Telopea speciosissima is the source of this 1298-nucleotide messenger RNA. RefSeq names its product probable E3 ubiquitin-protein ligase BAH1-like 1. The coding region runs from base 75 to 1088 and encodes 337 amino acids. NCBI's taxonomy places the organism in Eukaryota, Viridiplantae, Streptophyta, Magnoliopsida, Proteales, Proteaceae. The transcript has 6 exons. Gene Ontology annotation, molecular function: metal ion binding. The record is from RefSeq and is a predicted model, not a curated record.
AACGUUCAUGAGAGGCUGUGGUUGAUUCGAGCUUGUUUUGUUUCUCUGGGGUUUUCCUGUUGUGGCUGUGGAGGAUGAAGUUUGGAGAAACCUUUACUGAGUAUCUUCAUGGAGAGCAGGAGCGAUUCCUGGUUAAAUGCUCGCAUGUGGAGUAUAAGCGCCUUAAGAAAGUGUUGAAGAGCUGCCGGAGUUGCCGGGCUCUGCAAGAUUCUUCUGACAAUGAAGGAACGCAUGCGGAGGGGAAUGACGCAGUGGCACCGCUUUGCCAAUGCGAAUCUUGCUCAUUGUGUGAUCAGAUGUUCUUUUCUGAAUUAAUGAAAGAGGCUUCAGAGAUUUCUGGGUUUUUCAGUUCUAGAGUAAGGCGCCUCCUCCAUCUUGACCUAUCAAGAGGAUUGCAAAAAUACGUGUUACAGCUGUCUCAUUGUUUUCGAAAUGACCAACAUCACAUGGAUCAAGAAGUUAGGAUGCUGAUUAAUUAUGUCAUAAUGAAUGCAAUUGCUAUACAAAAAAUCCUUAAGAAAUACGAUAAGGUGCAUAGCUCUAUAAAUGGUAGAAACUUUAAAACUAAACUCCGAGCUGAACACAUAGAGCUUCUACAAUCACCUUGGCUAAUUGAAUUGGGUGCAUUUUAUAUAAAUUCCAACGGAUUUGAUGGUGGAGAUUCCCCUGAGUAUUUCCAUCAGUUCUCUUGUGAUUUUACUUCAACUCAGCCUGUCCUGACGUUGAUGCUUCCCAAUUCCAUGAAGCUAGAAUACAAUUUGACUUGUGCUAUUUGCUUGGAUACUCUUUUUAAUCCUUAUGCUUUAAGUUGUGGCCAUCUCUUUUGUAAAGCUUGUGCUUGCUCUGCAGCUUCUGUUAUGAUAUUUGAAGGACUUAAAGCUGCAGUUCCAGAAUCAAAGUGCCCUAUUUGUAGAGAGGUUGGAGUGUAUUGUAAUUCUGUCCACAUGAUGGAACUUGAUUUGCUCCUGAAAAACAGGUGCAAGGAGUACUGGAAAGAGAGGCUGCAUGAAGAACGAGUUGAGAUGGUCAAGCAAUCUAAAGAGUACUGGGACUCACAAUCCCAGCUCUUCUUGGGGUUUAGGACUUGACAAUGGCAGAUGUCCUUUGGGUACAGUAUCUGGAUAAAGUCUCGUCUUUUGGAAUAGAAGCUGCUUAAUUCUAGCUUGGAGAAAGUGAAACAGAUUUGAAUUAUUUUUGUUGAAUGUACUUACGGUUGAUCAAGCUUGGCUCUAUUUUUGUAUAAUUUUUUCUUGGCAAUGGGCUUUGAUUAACAAUUCACCGUAGUUGGCCUUUCUUCA